CCUCGUAGCGUGUGAGACGUGCCUCUCUCUCUCUCUCACCGUCUACACCCAGAGAUAUAGAUUUGUGGAAGAGGGCGUCGAGGGACCGAGAGAAAGCAUGGGGAUUCAUGGAUUGACGAAGCUCUUGUCGGACGAGGCACCAAACUGCAUGAAGGAGGUCGACCUAGACUCUCUGACAGGGCGCAAAGUGGCGGUCGAUGCCUCCAUGGCCAUGUACCAGUUCUUGAUCGCCGUUCGUUCCGGAGGAGAAGGCCAGUCACAGAUGCUCACCAACGAGGCCGGCGAGGUGACGUCUCACAUCCAAGGCAUGUUCAAUCGGACGAUUCGGAUGCUCUCCAAGGGCGUGAAGCCCUGCUACAUUUUCGAUGGGAAGCCUCCGCAGCUCAAGGGCGGGGAGCUUGCGAAGCGGACGGCCAAGCGCGCCAAGGCUGAGGCGGAGCUGAAGGUGGCUACCGAGGCGGACGACAAGAACGAUGUUGACAAGUUUUCUAAACGUCUGGUUAGGGUCACGCGGGAUCACAACGAGGACUGCAAGAAAUUGCUCAGCCUGAUGGGUGUUCCAGUGGUGACUGCUCCUUCUGAAGCUGAGGCGCAGUGCGCUGCUCUGGCUCGGGAGGGAGUUGUGUACGGCACCGCCACGGAAGAUAUGGACGCGCUCACAUUUCAAACUCCCAAGUUGCUGCGCCGCAUGACUUUUUCCGGUUCCAACCAGCCAAUUCUGGAGGUGGACUACCAGAAGCUUCUCCAGGGGUUGGAGCUCUCCCACGAAAAGUUUGUUGACCUCUGCGUCCUCUGUGGUUGUGACUACACUGGAUCGAUCAAAGGGAUCGGCCCAAAGAAAGCGCUUGCUCUUGUUCGUCAGCAUGGCACCAUCGAGGAGAUCAUCAAGCACCUUGACGCCAAGAAGUACCCAGUACCCGACGAUUGGUUGGAGCCCGCUGAGAGGGCCGAGAGGCGCAAGCAGGCAAGGCAGGAGGCAAAGGCAAGGAAGGAGGCCCGCGCGAAGGAAGAGGCCAAGGUGAAGGCUGAGACCGCCAAUCCUGAGGCUGUGAGCGAGGAAGACGUGCAACAGAAGGAGGGCGACUCCGACAGUGACAAGGCGAAGGCUGACACGCCGGACCACGGGGUCAGCGUUGCCAAGGAAGCCGCAGAUGUCUCCGCGAAACGCGAGCGAGAAACGGAAGAUGCCGCAGAGAGCGAACAAGAGAUGGACGACACCCCUCCAAUGUACCGUCAAGCCAGAGGACUGUUCCUCAAGCCUGAGGUGGAACCAGCCGGGGAGUACAAGCUGAAGUGGACCGACCCUGACGAGCCGGGACUGAUCAAGUUCCUCGUUGAAGAAAAGGGGUUCAACGCUGAACGCGUAGCGUCCGGCAUUGUUAAGCUCAAGGGCGCACGGAAGAACGUGUCGCAGAAGCGGAUGGACAGCUUUUUCAGCGUCAUCCCCAACCCGAAUGCUGGUGCCAAGAAGCCCGCCCCGAAAGCUAAAGCUGGGGCGAAAGGGAAGGCCGGGGGAAAGAAGCGGUAGAGAGAGUGAGCGGAGCUCCAAGAUCGACCUCAGCACAACCAAGAGACACUACGAACUACGAACGAAUAUGCCGAGGUCAACAAUACCGCAGCCUGCGGUCUGUCUGCUGUCCAUGAAUGAAAGAUGGGCAUCAGCAACGACGGCUGAAGAAAGGUCGAUUUGAGAUGUUUCGGGUUCCACGGAGAAGUGUGUGGCGGGAAGCUUUCGGUUUCAGCGAGGUUUCGAGGAAGUCCCCGAGAUUUUCUCUUAAAAUCAAACCAGGAUCUAAGGAGCCCCCUUGGUGGAGCAUUGUGAAAAAUAUUGUAGGUGCAGUCGUUCCAGAGACCAGAUGGCCACGACAGAGUGCAUCUUGUUGGAUACAACAGAAUGGUGACCGUAAAUCCAGACGCGGGGCGCUUCGCCCGCCCUGUCCUUUGUUGGGGGUACAGCCGUCCGCGUGCUUCGUAGAUAAUGUGGAGUAUGCCACGUGGAAGGUACUGUGUAUCAGAAGUGGUAGGCAAGAAUUUUUCUACAUUAUUAAAGAGCAGGUGUUUGCCCGCAUUUUG
Messenger RNA from Ectocarpus siliculosus, 2073 nucleotides. The record is from the annotation of a GenBank genome assembly. NCBI's taxonomy places the organism in Eukaryota, Phaeophyceae, Ectocarpales, Ectocarpaceae.